UGCGUAGUUUACAAGCAGCUCAAAACACUUAGCUAGCUAGCUCACAAAAGCAUCAGAGUUAACGUACACUCAUCUAGCUAGGGAAGAAGAAGCUAACUAAGCCAUGGCUUCUCGUGCAUUUGCUGCAGUGUUUGCAGCAGUAGCACUUGUAGUGUGUUCUUCAGUCUUGCCUCGUGCUCUGGCCUCUGACCCGAGCCAGCUCCAAGAUUUCUGCGUUGCUGACAAACUCAGUGCUGUGUUCGUGAAUGGUUUCGUGUGCAAGAACCCAAAGCAGGUGACGGCGAACGACUUCUUCCUCCCUAAAGCCCUCGGCGUUCCAGGCAACACCGUGAACGCACAGGGCUCCGCGGUAACCCCUGUGACGGUGAACGAGCUGCCGGGCCUCAACACGCUCGGCAUCUCGUUCGCCCGCAUCGACUUUGCCCCCAACGGGCAAAACCCGCCGCACACCCACCCUCGUGCCACCGAGAUCCUCACCGUCCUCCAGGGCACCCUCCUCGUCGGCUUCGUCACAUCCAACCAGCCGGGCGGUGGCAACUUGCAGUUCACCAAGCUGCUCGGCCCCGGAGAUGUCUUCGUCUUCCCGCAGGGUCUCAUCCACUUCCAGCUCAAUAAUGGCGCCGUCCCGGCCGUCGCCAUCGCCGCGCUCAGCAGCCAGAACCCUGGGGUGAUCACCAUUGCUAAUGCCGUGUUUGGAUCCACCCCGCCCAUCCUCGACGACGUCCUCGCCAAGGCGUUCAUGAUUGAUAAGGAUCAGGUCGACUGGAUCCAGGCCAAGUUCGCCGCGCCACCGGCUGCCUCUGGUGGUGGCGGUGGCUUCAUUGGCGGCGGCGGUGGUGGCGGCUUCCCCGGCGGCGGCGCGCCAUAGACGGCCUCAUUCUCGACGCGCUUAGCAAUGCAUGCAAAGGCGGCGUCGUCGUCAUGCAUAAUGCAUGUUACUAUCUUAUAAAACCUUUAUUACACAUGUAAGCUGCGUGUCUACGUGGCUUGACACGUAGGAUACAUCUCGAUCGUGUCCAAUAAUCUGGUGAAAUCGCAUCAGUGUAUUAUGCUAAAAAUGUUACACCUCUUUAUGAAAUAAUAACAAAGUUGGAUAUUUAUGUGCUGCCUAUGCACAGGAAUAGCAAA
This is a messenger RNA of Oryza sativa Japonica Group (Japanese rice), 1128 nucleotides long. NCBI's taxonomy places the organism in Eukaryota, Viridiplantae, Streptophyta, Magnoliopsida, Poales, Poaceae. The record is from RefSeq and is a predicted model, not a curated record.